UGAUGAUAAUGGGUUAUGAACGACGCUAGUGAUCCUCUAAUAAGUAUUUUAAGUAUUUUUGUUUUGAAUGAAAAAAUGAUAACAAUGUAAUAUAUUGUUCAUUCUCAUAUGACACUUAUGUUUUUUAAAAGAGCAUUCUUUCCACUUUCAAUAAAGAUCCUGAAACCCCUUCAUAAGCAGAGCCUGACUAGUAAUGGGAUAUAAAUCAACUAUUUACAUGUAAAUUACUAACUUGAAUACUUGUUCCCCGUCCCCUAUGGCUACAACGCAAAACGCUCUUCCUAACUACAACAAGCAAAAUUUGUAUCGUAGACUUAUAAUUUAAGUUUUUCUUAAGAAUAUCUAACUAAGCGCUUUUUUUUGCUUACAUACAGACAGGUAUCUGCAUGAAUAUUAAUAACCUCCCCAGCCAUUAUUCCACAGCAUAACCUCUUCGACCAUUCUUAAAAAAAACUAGACUCAAACAAAGACGAUCUUUCAUAGUCAAUAUGGGUGUUGCAGAAAAAAUUUUAGAGAUUGAGGCGGAAAUGCGCCGGACGCAAAAAAACAAGGCAACUGAAUAUCACUUGGGUCUUUUAAAGGGAAAACUUGCGAGGCUUCGUACCCAGUUGCUUGAGCCUACCACGAAAGGAGGACCAAAAGGUGAAGGUUUCGAUGUAGCAAAAAGCGGAGAUGCUAGAGUUGCUUUUAUUGGUUUUCCAUCUGUUGGUAAAUCUACUCUUCUUUCUUCGAUUACAAAAACCCGAUCAGCUACCGCUAAUUAUGAGUUUACAACGCUGACUGCCAUUCCGGGGGUCUUAGAAUAUGACGGUGCUGAAAUUCAAAUGCUGGAUCUUCCCGGUAUCAUCGAAGGUGCCUCUCAAGGAAGAGGUGGUCGCCAAGCAGUUUCUGCGGCAAGAACUGCUGAUUUAAUUCUUAUGGUUUUGGAUGCCACAAAAGCAGCAGACCAACGUGAAAAAAUUGAGUAUGAGCUUGAGCAAGUGGGCGUACGACUCAAUAAAAGGAAGCCAGACGUUACCAUAAACUAUAAAAAGAACGGUGGCAUCAAGUUUAAUCAUACAGUUCCUCUGACCCAUAUGGAUUAUAAGAUGGCUUUUAACAUCCUUCAUGAAUACAAACUUCAUAACGCUGACAUAUUAAUUCGUGAAGAUAUUACUGUGGAUGACUUCAUUGAUGUGGUUAUGGGGAAUAGAAGGUACCUUAAUUGUCUCUAUUGCUACAGUAAAAUCGAUGCUGUCUCUUUAGAAGAGGUUGAUAGACUAGCCCGUUUGCCCAAAUCCGUGGUUAUUAGUUGUAAUUUGAAACUGAAUUUGGAUUUCCUAAAGCAAAGAAUCUGGGAGGAACUUAGUUUGUAUAGAAUCUAUACCAAACGGAAAGGUGAAGUUCCUGACUUUAGUGAAGCUUUGAUUGUUCGUAAAGGCUCCAAUAUUGAACAAGUUUGCAACAGAAUUCACAGAAGCUUGGCUGAACAACUUAAAUAUGCUUUGGUAUGGGGAAGUUCCGCGAAACACAGUCCUCAAUUAGUCGGUCUCAAUCAUUUGGUACAAGAAGGAGAUGUGGUAACCAUUGUUACAAAGUGAUGAAAAGGUAUAAAUUUGUAUACCCUUAAAAAUACGAAGCGUGCUUCGUUAACGCUUUGCUACAUGGUUUAGAAAAAAUAUACAUAAUUAUUUUGAUUAACAUUUAAUAUAAUGAUGAAAAGGAAGUUCAAGAUUUUCAGACACAUGUUCUAUAUGAUCUAAAU
Molecule: messenger RNA, 1744 nt
Organism: Schizosaccharomyces octosporus yFS286
Lineage: Eukaryota; Fungi; Ascomycota; Schizosaccharomycetes; Schizosaccharomycetales; Schizosaccharomycetaceae
Product: GTP binding protein Gtp1
Exons: 3
Coding region: 489-1580 (363 amino acids)
Biological process (GO): cytoplasmic translation
Cellular component (GO): cytoplasm
Molecular function (GO): GTPase activity; GTP binding
Source: RefSeq, a predicted model, not a curated record